AUGAUCACGGAAGUGAAUUGUAGCAGCAAACGGCCGGGGGGCAGCACCUGCAGCAGCUCAAAGAAUGUAGAAAAAUUGGGUUGUAGUCGGUUGAAUGAUACGGAUGACCGAUUGCAUGAAGAGGAAGACGCCAUAAUGAGUAUGAAAGGAGUUCAAUUCAGCGAGGAUUGGUAUUUGGACUCAGGUUGUUCAACUCAUAUGACAGGAAGAAAGGAUUGGUUUGUCAAAACAAAUCAUGCCAUGAAGAACAAAGUAAAGUUUUCGAAUGACACCACUCUAAUGGUCGACAGUAUCGGUGAUGUUUUGAUCAUGAGAAAGGAUGAUGGACAUUCCUUGAUCAAAGAUGUCUUGUAUAUUUCGGGAAUUAAAUGUAACCUUAUAAGUAUUGGUCAAUUACUUGAGAAGGGUUACAAGAUUCAUAUGGAAAACAAGGGACUGUGUGUUUUGGAUGAAAAUAGAGUUUUGGUCCUUAAAUAA
Messenger RNA from Lathyrus oleraceus (garden pea), 477 nucleotides. RefSeq lists its product as uncharacterized. Lineage: Eukaryota; Viridiplantae; Streptophyta; Magnoliopsida; Fabales; Fabaceae. The record is from RefSeq and is a predicted model, not a curated record. The transcript has a single exon. Bases 1 to 477 code for a protein of 158 amino acids.